Messenger RNA from Leptosia nina, 459 nucleotides. Lineage: Eukaryota; Metazoa; Arthropoda; Insecta; Lepidoptera; Pieridae. The record is from the annotation of a GenBank genome assembly.
AUGACCUCGCCGCGCUAUGUCAAAGUUACGGAACUCACUGACCACACACCCCACUACCAGCAGGGCUGUCCAAUCCUCGCCCUCAGCGCCCUCUUGGCUGCCGCCAAUGCUGGAUUCCUUCCAGUACACCACGCCUCGGCUGUGUCCUCCCAAAGUAUCGUACGCCAUGACACUCCCGUCCAUGGAUACUACUCAGCUCCAGCAGUUCACGCUGUCCACGCCGCCCCUGUAGUCCACGCUGCCCCACUUGUCCAUGCUGCACCCAUCGUCCACGCUGCCCCAAUUGUGCAUGCUGCCCCCGUCCAUGCUGAAUACUGCACAAGACCGCCGGCCACCAUCCCGCCCCAGUUGUCCACGCUGCCCCCAUUGUUCACGCCGCACCCAUUGUCCACGCCGCCCCCAUCGCCAUCGCGCAUGGUCAUCAUGGUCAUGGAUUCCACUACUAAACGACUAGACUAG